This is a messenger RNA of Chinchilla lanigera (long-tailed chinchilla), 2974 nucleotides long. It is a transcript of the gene Tpcn2, whose product is annotated as two pore segment channel 2. The transcript has 26 exons. The record is from RefSeq and is a predicted model, not a curated record. Gene Ontology annotation, cellular component: lysosomal membrane. Gene Ontology annotation, molecular function: monoatomic ion channel activity; voltage-gated channel activity. Gene Ontology annotation, biological process: monoatomic ion transport; transmembrane transport. Lineage: Eukaryota; Metazoa; Chordata; Mammalia; Rodentia; Chinchillidae. Bases 69 to 2465 code for a protein of 798 amino acids.
GGGGUCAGCCGCGCGCCUGCGCAGUGGAACUGGCUACUCGCAGGUCGCGUGUAGCGCCCGGCGACCCGAUGGCGGAGCCUCAGGCGGAGUCGGAGCCCCUUUUGGGCCGACCCCGCGGGGGCAGAGGCCACGACUGCCCGCCGCCGGGGCUGCUCGCUUGCAGUAGCGUCCAAGUCGGCCCCGGCUUGGAGGAUGAGGAUGGCUUUUCACCUUCUUUGCCUGCCCCUGUGGCUCUGAGAUGGACCCUGUGCUUCGGCUUUGCCUGUCCUGUGGUUGGACUCCUGCUAAGAAGGAAGGGCACUACUGCUUCAGGUGCCUUGGCCAGGCAGGACCUCUGCAUUGACCAGGCUGUGGUCUUCAUUGAAGAUGCUGUUCAGUACCGCUCCAUCUACCACCGCAUGGAUGCCCGCUCGAUGUGGCUUUACCGAUGGUAUUACUCGAACCUGUGCCAGCGGACUCUGAGCUUUACUAUCUUCUUGAUCCUGUUUUUGGCUUUUAUCGAGACCCCAUCUUCACUCACGAGGUCUGCGGAUGUGCGCUAUCGCUCUCUGCCCUGGGAGCCACCCUGCGGCCUGACGGAGGCCGUGGAGCUGCUCUGCCUGCUGGUCUUCGUGGCUGACGUCUCUGUGAAGGGCUAUCUGGUCGGGUGGUCCCAGUUCCAGAAGAACCUCUGGCUGCUGGCCUACCUCACGGUGCUGGCUGUGUCCCUGGUGGACUGGGCUGUGUCCCUGAGUCUCCUUUGUCAGGAGCCUUUGCGCAUGCGCCGCCUCCUGCGCCCCUUCUUCCUGCUGCAGAACUCCUCCAUGAUGAAGAAGACCUUGAAGUGCAUCCGGUGGUCACUGCCGGACAUGGCCAGUGUCGGGCUGCUGCUGGCGAUUCACCUGUGCCUCUUCACAAUGCUCGGGAUGCUGCUGUUCACGGUCGGCGAGAAGCAGGAUGCAGAGCCAAACAGGGAGAGACUGGCCUACUUCCGGAACCUGCCAGAGGCUCUGACCUCCCUCCUGGUGCUGCUGACCACUGCUAACAACCCUGACGUGAUGGUUCCUGCGUAUUCUAAGAACCGGGCCUACGCCAUCUUCUUCAUAGUCUUCACCCUGAUAGGAAGCCUGUUUCUCAUGAACCUGCUCACUGCCAUCAUCUACAACCAGUUCCGCGGCUACCUGAUGAAAUCUCUACAGACCUCACUGUUUCGGCGGCGGCUGGGGACCCGCGCUGCCUAUGAAGUCCUCUCCUCCAUGCCAGGGCAGGCGGGAGCCACUCCUGAGGCAGUUGGGGUGAAGCCUCAGAACUUGCUGCUGGUGCUUCAGAAAGUGCAGAUGAGCAGUUCCCACAAACAGGCCAUCGUGGAGAAGGUGCGAUCCUACAAUGAUGUCCUGCUGUCGGUCGAUGAAUUCCAGAAGCUCUUUAAUGAGCUCGAUAAAAGUGUGAUCAAAGAGCACCCGCCGAGGCCCCAGUACCAGUCUCCGUUUCUCCAGACCGCCCAGUUCCUCUUCAGCCACCACUACUUCGACUACCUGGGGAACGUCAUCGCCCUGAGCAACCUUGUGUCCAUUUGCGUGUUCCUGGUGCUGGAUGCUGAUGUGCUGCCCGGGAACCGUGACGACUUUGUCCUGGGGAUCCUGGACUGCAUCUUUAUCCUGUACUAUGUGCUGGAGCUGCUGCUCAAGGUCUUCGCUCUGGGCCCGUGGGGCUACCUGUCCUACCCCAGCAAUGUAUGCGACGGCCUCCUUACCUCCAUCCUGCUGGUUUUGGAGAUCUCCACUCUGGCUGUGUAUGGAUUCCCACACCCACGCUGGAGGCCGGAGACGCUGGGCCUGCUGUCCCUGUGGGACAUGACGCGGCUGGUGAACAUGCUCAUCGUGUUCCGGUUCCUGCGCGUCAUCCCCAACAUGAAGCCCAUGGCCAUGGUGGUCAGUACUGUCCUGGGCCUGAUCCAGAACUUGCGGGCCUUCGGUGGGAUCCUGGUGGUUGUGUACUACGUGUUCGCCAUCGUCGGGAUCAGCCUGUUCCGAGGCACCAUCGUGGCUCCUUUUGGAAAUAGCAGCCUGGCCCCUGCCAAUGGCUCUGUGUCCUGUGGGAGCUUUGAGCAGCUGGAGUACUGGGCCAACAACUUUGAUGACUUUGCGGCUGCCCUGGUCACUCUGUGGAACGUGAUGGUGGUGAACAACUGGCAGGUGAUCCUGGACGCAUAUGAACGCUACGUGGGCCCGUGGUCCAAGGUCUACUUUGUGCUGUGGUGGCUGGUGUCAUCCGUCAUCUGGGUCAACCUCUUUCUGGCUCUGCUCCUGGAGAACUUCCUUCACAGGUGGGACCCCCAAAAUCAUGAGCAGCCUCCCGCUGGGACCCCAGAGGCUACCUACCGGAUGUCGGAGGAGCUCAUGUUCAGGGACAUCCUGGAGGAGCCUGGGGACGAGGAGCUGACGGAGAAGCUGCGUCGUCACCCCCACCUGUGGCUGUGCAGGUGACACCCACAUGGCCUUCGCGCCCUGGGACUGAUGCGUUGUGGAAGAGGCAGCUGACCAUGGCCAGGCAGGGGAGCUGUGCCUGUGACAGACCACGUCAGGGUCAGGCGGAGGUGGGACGAGGACAAUCACGGGUUCUCUCUCCUGUGGCGUGGAUGAGACGGUGCUCUCAGGUGGCCCUGCGCUGUGCUGCUCUGUUCUCCAAGCUGCUUCCGCAAGAUGAGACGGUGACUUCACAGGGAAAGCAAGCAGUGGCCUUCCCCUCAGGGCCUGUAGCCCCCAUGGUGCCUUCACUGCUGGUGGCCUUCAGGGACCGGAGCCCUGCACAGGACCUGCACAGGGUAACUCAGAUUCCAGGCACUGGCUGGGUGCGCUGGGUGUUUUACACGAAGGGAAUGUUGACUGUAUUUUAUUACUUUAUGGAUUGUGUGUGUGAUGGGGUAUGUGUAUGGGUCAGAAUGCCACUAAUUUUCAGCAGUAAGUCUUGUAAACAAUGAGAUUGUUAUUCUUCA